This is a messenger RNA of Triticum dicoccoides, 3294 nucleotides long. RefSeq lists its product as uncharacterized. The record is from RefSeq and is a predicted model, not a curated record. Lineage: Eukaryota; Viridiplantae; Streptophyta; Magnoliopsida; Poales; Poaceae. The transcript is spliced from 2 exons. The coding region runs from base 1495 to 2739 and encodes 414 amino acids.
UCUCUCUCCCUCAUCCUUCCUUCUCCACCUCCGGCCGCCGCCAUGGCCAGGCCGGCGUGGUGGUGCGCCAGCAGCCUCCAUCUACUACACCAACAGCACCCAGUACCACCAUCACCUCCAUCCACCAGCGCCACACCACCCAUCCACCUCUCCCUGCUGCUUCCCCUUGCCACUCACACCCUGGAAUAGCCAUUGGGGUCGCCGGCGACUGAUCCCCCACGCGCCACCAACUGCUGCUGCUUUCUCCCACGCCCCUGCUGCUGCUCCUCUCUCUGCUUCUCCUACUCUGCUUCCCCUAAAGUUGUUGCUGCUCUUCAUCUCCUGUGCCCCCUGCUGCUCUUCCUUGCCGAAGCUCUUCUUUGAACCUCUCCUCCUCCCAACGUCCCCCUGCUGCUCCUUCCCCUUCACUUCCUGCUGCCGCUCCCCAACUUCUCUUGCUGCUCCUUCUCUUUGUACCUCUGCUACUGCUUCUUCUUUGCCUACCUCGCUGCUUCCCUGCUUCUUCUGAAUCACUUUCUCCUUCUCCAACACUAGCUACUGUUCUCUCUCCCUCUCUGAAAUUUCUAUGUAUUAGAUGCGAGUGGGUUCCUGUGAAAUUCGGACUUGUCCGUGUCUGGAUGUAUUCUGUUGAUUUGCAAGAACUAGAACAAUUUUUGUGCGUGUACAUGUGUGUGUGUGUGUGUAAUUUCUGUGAACAUUUAGAAUGAAGACUUGAUAAUUGGUAAUCUGUUUUACUAUUUCAAUAUAUGUGAAUUUUCUGUCAGUUAGUUUCCCAUGAUAUUCUGAUUACCUAUUGUGAUCAAUUUGUGUUGUUUGUGCUCUCUGUCAAGUGAGUUGUUUGAACAUCUUUAAUUCUUAGUCCCUGUGUUAGCUAUGUACGUGUGAAUAUAUAUAUGCUUGUGAUGUGAAGUACUUCUGGUCAUGUCCCUUGAUCUUAAUUCUUCUCUUUCAUACUAGUUGCUGAACAUUUAUGUGUUGGUGUCUUGUAGUUUUCCUUGUUUCUCAUGUCUGCCUGUGCUGGUAUUUUAGUUCCCAAAGUAAAACAAAUAAAAACACCAAAAAUAUAGUGAGUACAUUUUAUUUGUCAACGAUUUUCUGGAACAAACUUGCUUUACUUUUGUUUGUCUUGCAAUAUCACAAACCUUUUCGUCUGAUCUAGCUUUAGCCGAGCACGACUGUCGUCGCCUAGUUCCUAUGGAGAACACGACAUCCGUAGUAUGGGGCGUAAAAACCCCGCUAUAUUACAAUUGACCAUUUUGGCGCCGUUGCCGGGGACUAGCGUCGAGCGAUUAUGUUAGGCUAUAGACUAGGUUUACUUUAGUUCCUUGUUCAAUUCGUCGUGUAUUUCAUCUUCAGUGUUUUUCUUCUAUUUUCCCCCAUUGUUGCUUCGGCUUAUUAGGAUACUAUCCUUCUGACUAGUGUUUACUGUUUAUGAAUUUGUGUAGGGAAUCAUAAAUCUUUGCAGGUUGUUCUAUAUUUACACUUGGUUAAGAUAUGGCAUUGCUUCGUGAUCUUUGGAUGCCAAGUAGUCAAUGUUAUAUCACAGGACCGGUUUGGCCAACUAUUGAGGUAGAGAAUUUUGAGCUGAAGCCUGGUAUUAUUGCUUUGGUUCAACAACAACAGCUUGGAGGACUGCCUACUGAGGAUCCCUAUGAGCACUUACACCGAGUCAUGGAGUAUUCAGAUAGAGUUAAGUACCAUGGAGUUCCUCAAGAUGCAAUCAUGUGCAGGUUGUUCACAUUCUCCCUCCGCAAUGAUGCUCGUGCUUGGUAUCGAUCCUUGCCAUCAAGGUCAUACAGUUGGAAUGAGAUAUCGCGAGCUUUCUUGGAUAAAUAUUUCCCACUACACAAGCAGUCCGCAAUUCGAGAUGAGAUCUUCAAUUUCGUUCAGCGUGAAGGCGAGAGCUUGAAUGAUGCUUGGGAGAGAUACAAAGCCUUAUUCAGGAGAUGUCCUAAUCAUGGGCUCGAGAGAUGGUUAGAGCUGCAGAUAUUCUAUAGAGGAUUGACUUCGGACACUCGAGCUUAUGUCGAUAUGGCAGCGGGUGGAGCUAUUACAAACAAGACACUUGAUGAAGCUUUUCUGCUGAUUGAGAGCAUAGCUUUCCACCAACUUCAGUGGUACAAUAAGAAGCCCAUGUCUGAUUCAUUAGUUUGCUUGCAACAAAUCACUACACCUCAGCCACCAAUUCUUACACAGAAGCCCGAAUAUCUAUCUCAGUGUGACAAGAUUGAGCUUGCAUGGAUUAUCUUUGACGAUGAUGACACCAUUCUAGUUGACACACACGCUACAGAUCAUAUGGAUACUAGUGUUGGAGACUCGGUUUUGCAUUGUGAUGAUUCUUCCAUUGAUGAGCCAGAGCUGCAGUUAGUUGUUUUUGAUAUUGAGGAGUCACCUUUAGUUGAUAUUGAUCAUGUGCUCCUAGAGCCAGAUAUGGAGAAGUUCACCUUCGAUGAUGUUAGCCAUAUUGCUUCCUCAACACUUGAGCCUGAGAUGGAGAGCUUCAUGGUUGAGUAUGGUGAGGUGGAUUCAGAUAUCAAGGAGUCAAGCUCUAUUUCACUUGUUGACAUGAAUCCGGUGGAAAUUUCUACUACCACACCUCACUUGGUAUCUUCAAUGGAGGUAGUCCUGAAGCUUCUUCCUAACUAUCUCAGGUUGAUGCUUGUGUACCAUUUACUGCGAGUUGACCGAGUUCGAGAUGACAUUCCCUGGGAUCCUGGUGGACUCAGAGCAUGGGGAUGAGGAGAAGCAAGGGGGCACACACGAGGAAGGGAGAGUCUGGAGCAGGCAUGAGGAUAGAGAAGCAAAAGGAGAGGAGCUGCAGUUGGUGAGGUGAUUGAGUGAGUGCUACAUCAUCAAAGCCCGGUGAGCUGUUUCAUGACCCAUUCCGAGUAUAUCAUCCAUUGAUACAUGCUGAAAUCAAAUGUUAUUUAGGUUGCUUAAGCCAUUUCUUAAAUGUCUUCCCACUGAAUUUUACCUUUGACAUAUGAUGCUUGAUGUGAAUAUGUGAACUGAAUCAUGAAUGCCUUGUAAACUAGUGAUCUACAUACUGCUUGUUUUGCUGAAACUAGUGAAAGUUAUUAGUUUUGAGUGCUCAAAUCCCUAGUACACUAGAAAACUUAAUCAUUUUCUGCUUUUACCUCGAUACACCUAGAUCAUUAAGAUUCAGAUGCUGAGUUUGUGCCUAAUGUGUUCCCAUUGAGAGCAAUCACCUAACCAAUAUGGAUUAGUAUGCUAUGUUCCCUGGAUCGGUAGCAUGUGAACCAGACAUGGAGAAGUGAUGAUUCCUAUUUUUGU